Messenger RNA from Venustampulla echinocandica, 1398 nucleotides. RefSeq lists its product as uncharacterized. NCBI's taxonomy places the organism in Eukaryota, Fungi, Ascomycota, Leotiomycetes, Helotiales, Pleuroascaceae. Gene Ontology annotation, molecular function: metal ion binding. The transcript has 5 exons. The coding region runs from base 1 to 1398 and encodes 465 amino acids. The record is from RefSeq and is a predicted model, not a curated record.
AUGGCUGCAAACCUCCCCCCAAUGGCCAUUAUGGAUUUUGUCCAACGCUUUCAAAAUCUGCAGCUGCAGCGCAAUUCCAGUGACGAGCUAAUCAAGGACCUUUUGAUAUACUGUGAACACGUGGAGAGCAGUCUACGGCAUGAAAACGCCAGACUAGGGAAGGAACUGGAAGAUGCGCAACUGGAUCUGGAUGAUGCCAGGAAGUCGCGGAGAGAUUUACAAAUGCAGCUGAAUCUGGCCAACGCCAGGGUCGGCCAGUCAACCGCGGACUGUGAAUCAAUGAGGAACCGGAAUCCAUAUAUUACGGUGCUAAUUGAUGGAGAUGGCAUGAUUUUCAGUGAAAACUUAGUUCGCCAGGGUCGCGAAGGUGGCAAGGAAGCUGCCAACGCCCUCCGAAAUACCGUACUCGAAAACUGCGAGUUUGCAGAGGAAAUCGAAGUUAUGGCAAAAGUUUGUGCAAAUGUUACUGGGUUAUCGAAAGCUAUGUUACGGGAUGGCUUCCUCGACAGCGGGGACGACCUCAGGGAGUUUACAUUAGGAUUUACACAAGGGAAGGCCUCAUUUGACUUUGUCGAUGUUGGGCAUGGGAAAGAACGGGCGGAUUCAAAAAUAAAGGAAUGCCUACGUUGGCACCUUCGAAACCACAAUUGUAAACAAAUUCUUCUGGGUAUCUCUCACGAUGCAGGCUACGCCCCUUUCCUCGACGAAGUAGUUACCCCAAAUGACCGAUGCCGAAUUACAAUAAUCGAGGGUUACCCCACAGUCCGCGAGCUCGCCGCGACUGGACUGCAAAUCUUAAACUUCGGUAACAUUUUCCGUUCAGAAAAACUCGUUUCUCGUUUAGUCAGUCCGCCCUCUACUUGGGCAGGUGUCACAUCUACAGCAGCACCACCUCCAUCCGCAUCUCCUAUUACACUUAAAAAUGGUACUGCUACAGUCAAAAACUCCGCAACACAUUCAGUGUCAAAACCUAAUUGGGUUCCUACCCCCCGUGGUCUUGAUCCACCUAUCACUGUCAAUCCCACUGCGCUGGACAAAAUAAAACGCCGCACGGCAAACAACAAGCUUUGUAAUAACCAUUACCUCCGCGGGCCCUGCGCCAAAGGCGAUGAAUGCUGCUUUGAGCACGAUUAUAAUGCCACCGAUGACGAUCUCAAGGCUAUUGCUUAUUUGACGAGAUUAAAUCCGUGUUUAAAUGGCCAACAUUGCGAGUUGGACUAUUGCAUUUAUGGGCACCAUUGUCCAAGCGUGGCAUGGAUUACCGCACCAAACGGAAAGGAUAAAGAGCCUGUGUGCCAAGGCUUUGGGUGUCGCUUCUCGAAGGAAGACCAUCCGCCAGGUACCGUUAUCAAACAUCCUCGAAAGGAGAGAUGGGAGAAGGAAUACGAGCGUUAUUAG